AUGACUACGGAGAAUGAAGAAGUUGCCUCUACUGAAGGAAAUAUCGCCGAUAUCCCAACCUCACUUAUCUGGCCCUCAUCCGAAGACAGCGUGCUGGCAGUUGGAGAUGAAGCUGCCCUAGGCAGAAUCCUCCGCGCAUACUACGACAGCAAUGCUGCCUUCCCCAUUGAGAAACCACCGCAGGCUGCUCCAUGGGAGGCCGAUCACUUCCUCGAGGUCCAGUACGCAUCACGCUUGAUAAUUGCACAUCAAGCAAACUGGCAAACUCUCCAGCUCGGGCUAUACUUGGAGCUCUCGCAGUGGCUGAAUCGAUCUGUCAAUUUGUACAUAAUCAACAAAGAUCUGAACCAGCGAAAAGGGCGAAUCCGCGAUCCGUAUACCUACAAAAGCGAUACUGGGAUUAUGCAAUACUAUCGGUCGACGGUAGUAGUCCAAGGAGUUGGGUCUAAAGUCAUCAGGGAUCUUUUGGCUGGAUUGGUUGUGGCGAUGGAGCAGUAUACAGGGGCGCGAGCACAGCUCGUCAAUCUGAUCGGACGGGAGUUCCAGGGGCUGAUUCAAUAUCUGGGUAGAUGA
Messenger RNA from Aspergillus viridinutans, 573 nucleotides. RefSeq lists its product as uncharacterized. The record is from RefSeq and is a predicted model, not a curated record. The transcript has a single exon. The coding region runs from base 1 to 573 and encodes 190 amino acids. NCBI's taxonomy places the organism in Eukaryota, Fungi, Ascomycota, Eurotiomycetes, Eurotiales, Aspergillaceae.